Messenger RNA from Cynoglossus semilaevis (tongue sole), 2840 nucleotides. RefSeq lists its product as uncharacterized. The transcript has 4 exons. The record is from RefSeq and is a predicted model, not a curated record. NCBI's taxonomy places the organism in Eukaryota, Metazoa, Chordata, Actinopteri, Pleuronectiformes, Cynoglossidae. The coding region runs from base 356 to 2296 and encodes 646 amino acids.
GGGGGUGCUGUGAAACACAGUCGGGAUCCAAAAACUUACCAAAGCUAGUUGCAGUGCUGCUGCAUUCGGUCUCCUCUCCAUCACUGGACACUCCCCUCUCCCUCUGCUCCUCCUCACUGACCACUUACUCCUGAGGAGACCCUGAGUAAACACGGUUGAGCACUCCAAGUAUCAUGAAGACGUUUCCACAAGAUACUUAGCCAUCUGAUGACUGAUAUUAAAACACAAUGUGAAGAUUCGAUUUUUCAACCCCUGCGGUGCUGGCAAAGAACUUGAAUGAGGCUGUUAUGACAGAGGCGAUUAAUGAUCAAUAAAGUGCUCACAAGGGUGCCGUUUACUCAAGGCCGUUUCUAAAAUGUGCGAACGUGCAGAGCCCUUCACUGUGGGAGCGUUAAGAAACAACAACCAGCAGGGGGCUGUGCUGGCUGAUGGCGAUGCUAACGCUAAUGACAUCCACGCAGAAAAUGCUGGAGUGAGGGGUGACAUGAGCACUCAGUCAGCAGCAAUAAAUGAAACAGCAGAACAGGAUAAAAUUAUUAUCUGGGGUACAGACUCCCAGUGUGACGACCCGGAGCUGGCUGAGUUUGAGAUGCUGGAGUGUCAGGAGCUGGAGGCUUACCUGGUGGAGGACGGAAAUGACUUUGUUGGCCUUGCAGAACGGAAGGAGCUGCUUGGACAGUCUUCCUCCUGCAGCAAAGCCACUGCAGAUCAUGUCCAAGAUUGUAAGAGCUGUGAGAAGGAAACGAGUGUUUCUCUGGUCUCUGAGAGCAAAGAGGCGUCCAGGACGGAGUUAAACUCGGAAACAGACGUCUAUGUAUCUUGUCUGUCCACCAUUUCCGGCAAGUCUCAAAUAAUAGACUCUUGGCAGAUGACCACUGGCCCCUAUUCUACAGCCUCAGAAGAUCUGACACUUCCCUCUCAAACGUGUAAGGCUGAUCACUCCCAUCUCUCCUCUCCAAAAAACUCCAAAAAACAAAAAGAAGUCGACAUUAAUUUGAAUUUAACCCCUGACGCAAAAGAUGUUGUAUUACAAGCACAAGUGAGUAAUGGAGUUCUCUCCAAAACGAUUGUUGGUGACGAGCACAGAAGAAACAAUAACCAAAGAAAUGAACCAGGCCGAGGGAUUUUAGAGAGGAAUGGUGAUCAAGGAAGAAGUCAGCACAAGGAUUUACCAAGAAGCAAAUUAUCACAUGAAGAGAGCGGUACCAAAAUGGACAAAAGCACACAGGCUGACGAGCACCCUGAGUUAAAUAACACCCCAGUCGCAACAGGUACGAGGGAGAAUCAGCCGUUGAGUCAAAACAGAGCCAUAAAGAAACAAGGAUCCUUUGAUAACACAUUCAAAAAACAAAACUCUUUUGACAGGUCUUCUAAGAAGCAGCCGUCAUUUGAGAACGGUUUUAAGAAGCAGCUCUCCUUUGAUAACAGUUUAAAAAAACAGGACCCUUCUCAGAAAACCGUCAACUCCAACUCUUCAAGCUUAGAACGGAGAAAGCCAUGGGGAAGCCCCAGUCGGUCAGCAAGUUCACUUUCCUCAAAAACCGCAUCCAGUUCACCCAAGCGACGACCACCUGCAUCACCAGCCAAGGUUCAAGGAGUGAGGGCGCUGAGCCUGGAGCGCAGCAGUUCUCCCCAGACAGGUUUAAGUCACGCAGGGAAGUCGCCGGGAAAGAUGUCAUCCAGUAGUGGCAUUCCCAAACCUGUCAUACCUCAGCACAAGGAACCAGAACCAAGCAGGUCUUCUUCUCCCCAAAGGCCGAAAAAUGUCAGACCAAAAAUAAUCACCUACGUUCGGGCAAAUCAAGCGAAACCGCAGGUCACGGAUUCACCACAUGAAGCUUUGACGAGAUCAUCCUCUCACUCCAGUCCACCAGCUCCGAAAGAUUCAAAGGUCGCUCCCAAACCAAAAUCUACACCAGUGCUUUGUUCCUCCAACCUGCUGUUUGACAAAUAUCGACAGGAGAUGCAGAAGACUGGACACUGUCCUCCAGGAACAACUGGAGGGUGCAAGCCUUCGACUGGCACCGUCGCUCAGAGGUUGACAGCAAAGUCGGGCAGCUUCCAUGAAGAUGGACCGGAGAAACAUUACAAAGAGCAGCAAAGUUCCCAGGAAGGAGGCAACGUCUACUGUUCGCCUAAAACUCUGAGGCCUCAGCUGGGGUUAGCAGCCGUCAACAGGCAGCCUGCAGCCAAGUCAAGAGUCCCGCAAAUGGGCCAAAGACCGAACCAGGCUCCAUACCAGUCUAGUCAGGCAGCUGCUGUGUCCAACCAAGCGGGUGAGACGGAGGGGAUUUAAACAGAAAUAACACGAUACAGUAUCUUAGUAUACGGUUCAAUAAGAUAGAUACCAACAAUACAAUGUGAGAAGAUACAAUUUAAUGUAAUUUGUUCAAAUAAUACAUGAUAAUGUGAUGUAAAAAAUCAUUUUGGAAGUUCAGUCAGAAUAUAAUUUUUUCUAAUUCUUUGUUGUUCCAUUACACCUUCCUUCUCUUCCUGUAACCAAAAACCCUCUCCACACCUCAGUGACUCUUUGUCAUUAGGCCUUAUAUUAUUUACUUUCUGUCUUCAAUGAUAAUUGUUUACAUCAGUGUUAGUCUGUGUUCGUGUGGCCCAUUUAGAAUGGAUGGAGCUGAAAUGGGCCCAUUGUGUAUGUGCUCUUAGUAUUAUUUUGCUAUCUUUGAUGGUUAAUACUGUGUAGGAAAUUGCAGGAACUUAGCUUCUGUCUACUGGUUUUACUAUUUACUUUAAGACUUAAAACAACUUCAUCCUUUUAAUUGAAUGUGUGUAUUUUUCUUAAUCUAAAAGAGUUUGUAUGGUUUUCUAUUGAAAUGUAUUGAAAG